AUGAAGCUUUUUGGAGUGUUUCUUAUAAUGGUUAAAGCUAUGGCUUCCCAUAACUAUGGAGAUGCCUUAACCAAAAGCCUAUUGUUCUUUGAAGGUCAGAGGUCUGGGAAAUUGCCCCCUAAUCAAAGGGUCACUUGGAGGAAGGAUUCAGCUCUUCAUGAUGGCCUUGAAUUUGGGGUUGACUUGGUCGGUGGCUACUACGACGCGGGCGACAACGUGAAGUUCAACUUUCCGAUGGCGUUCACCACCACCAUGCUAUCAUGGAGCGUUUUGGAGUUCGGAAAAGACAUGGGUCCCGACCUUCCCUACGCCAUCGACUCGAUCCGAUGGGCCACUGACUACUUACUCAAGGCCACAAGCGUGCCAGGCUUUGUCUUCGCUCAAGUUGGCGACCCUUACGCCGAUCAUGUCUGCUGGGAACGUCCCGAAGAUAUGGAUACACCAAGAACCCCUUACGCCGUUAGCAAGAAGUUCCCCGGCUCCGAGGUCUCCGCCGAGAUUGCCGCUGCUCUCGCUGCCUCCUCCAUCAUAUUCAAGGCUCUCGAUAGAGGGUAUUCUGCUCGGCUUCUUAAAAGAGCUCGAAUGGUUUUCGAGUUUGCAGAUACUUAUCGAGGGUCUUACAACGAGAGUGUCGGGGCAUGGGUUUGCCCAUUCUAUUGCAGCUAUAGUGGCUAUGAGGAUGAACUCAUAUGGGGAGCUGCAUGGUUGUUCAAGGCAACAAAGGCUGCAAAUUACUGGAAUUAUAUCACCAAAAAUGGUAUUCAAUCUUAUUCUGAUGGUAGCUUUGCUGAGUUUGGAUGGGACACCAAACAUGCAGGGAUUAAUGUCCUUAUUUCCAAGUUUAUGAUGAGCGGAAAUAAUUAUUCCAACUUUAUUAAUUAUGCUGAUAAGUUGGUAUGCUCAGUUCUGCCUGAAUCCCCCUCUGUAUCAGUCUCUUACUCACCAGGUGGGCUUCUAUUCAAACCGGGAGGAAGUAAUAUGCAACAUUCAACAGCCUUAUCUUUUCUUCUUCUUCUUUAUUCUCGUUACUUGAAUCAAUCCAAACGCCUCCUUCACUGUGGAAACGUUGUUGCAUCUUCGUCUCGCCUCGUUCAAGUUGCCAAGGGUCAGGUGGAUUAUAUACUAGGAAGCAACCCAUUGGGCAUGUCAUAUAUGGUGGGAUAUGGCAGCAAGUUCCCACAACGGAUCCACCACCGUGCCUCGUCGCUGCCAUCCAUGGCGGACCAUCCACAGCGCAUUGCAUGCUCAAACGGGCAUCCAUAUUUUGAGAGCAACAAUCCAAACCCUAAUUUGCUGAUCGGAGCUGUCGUCGGAGGGCCUGAUAACAAAGAUUCUUAUGAAGAUUCUCGAGUUGAUUUUGUGCAUUCAGAGCCAACUACUUAUAUUAAUGCUCCUCUUGUUGGCCUCUUGGCUUACUUCAAAUCUCAUCCUUCAUAGAACUUGGCCUCUCCCCUUUUGUUAGGCUUCAAACAAUUGCUCCAAAUCAUUGUAAAUUUGAUGUUUUAGUACUUUAUAUCUCUUUGUUCUAUUCUUAUAACAUUGGAAA
Molecule: messenger RNA, 1546 nt
Organism: Cucurbita moschata (crookneck pumpkin)
Lineage: Eukaryota; Viridiplantae; Streptophyta; Magnoliopsida; Cucurbitales; Cucurbitaceae
Product: endoglucanase 4-like
Exons: 7
Coding region: 1-1437 (478 amino acids)
Biological process (GO): carbohydrate metabolic process
Molecular function (GO): hydrolase activity, hydrolyzing O-glycosyl compounds
Source: RefSeq, a predicted model, not a curated record